GAGAAGCCCGACGGUGUGGAGAACGAGGCAGUGGAACAGGUGGCCUUCGCCGACCGCAUCAUCAUCAACAAGACCGACCUCGUUGCUUCGGAGGCAGAUAUUGAGGUGCUGACCGAGGAGAUCAGGAGCAUCAACCGCCUGGCACCCAUCAUCCACACCCAGCC
Messenger RNA from Symbiodinium necroappetens, 164 nucleotides. Lineage: Eukaryota; Dinophyceae; Suessiales; Symbiodiniaceae. The record is from the annotation of a GenBank genome assembly.